This is a messenger RNA of Poecilia latipinna (sailfin molly), 1083 nucleotides long. It is a transcript of the gene bloc1s1, whose product is annotated as biogenesis of lysosomal organelles complex-1, subunit 1. The record is from RefSeq and is a predicted model, not a curated record. Gene Ontology annotation, cellular component: BLOC-1 complex. Gene Ontology annotation, biological process: endosomal transport. The coding region runs from base 234 to 611 and encodes 125 amino acids. The transcript has 4 exons. NCBI's taxonomy places the organism in Eukaryota, Metazoa, Chordata, Actinopteri, Cyprinodontiformes, Poeciliidae.
GAAAAACAGCUGUUCAUUAAUCUAAUUUAAUAAACCAAAAUAAUAAGGCAUUACAUGUAAGAGUGUGCGUAAUUGUAUAAGAAAACACUCACGUGAGACAUCCGAGAGCGACAUCUCGUGAUAGGCUACAUAGUCUCGUUCUGAUCUCUUGAUCUUACCUUUCCUUACAAUACAAACAAUCGUUAAAUGAACUGCCUUUAGCAAACAACAACCCUAACUUUUGCUCAAGCGAUAUGUUGUCUCGCCUUCUGAAGGAGCAUCAAGCGAAGCAAAAUGAGCGGAAGGAGCUGCAGGAAAAACGCAGACGUGAAGCGAUAGCUGCUGCCACUUGUCUAACUGAAGCCCUGGUAGAUCACCUGAACGUUGGUGUUGCUCAAGCAUAUGUAAACCAACGCAAGCUGGACCAUGAAGUUAAGACACUCCAAGUGCAGGCGAGCCAAUUCUCCAAGCAAACAGCUCAGUGGAUCAGCAUGGUGGAGGGAUUCAAUCAGGCAUUAAAAGAAAUUGGAGAUGUUGAAAACUGGGCCCGCAGUAUCGAGAUGGACAUGAGAACAAUCGCCACAGCUCUGGAGUACGUACACAAGGGGCAGCUUCAGACUACUUGCUCAUAAGCAUCAUCAUGUGUUUUUACAGUACAUUUGUUCCUGAAUAUAAAUAUAUACAUAAAUGCAUCCCUCUGAGUGGAGUGAGGUUGACAUUUUACUGACAAAUAUUUGUCUGUUGCAUUGGAUGACGCAGUUCAGAUGCAUUUCACUGGUGAAGUUUUGUUUUUAGCUCCAAAACUGGAAAGAGUGAGCACAAAAUGAUGCUCAAUAAUACAUUUUAUUAGGAUAUUUCCUUUUUCUGUGUAAGGUUUUUUUUUGAGGGACAGAAAAUGAAAGUAUUUAAUAUGCAGAAGGUUUGACCCCACACAACUUCUGGUAAGUUAUCAUUUAAAAUAUCUCUUUGAAAGAGUUAUUUACAUAUUUACAUGUGCACCUCAUCUCUCCUGUACAAAAUGAAUUGUUUUUUUUGUUUUUUUUAUUGGACAAGUGAUGAUAAAUGGACAGUUAUCGUAAAUAAUAAAACAAACAAAAAAUGAUA